AUGGCGUCCAAGUUUUUGAGGGAGUACAAGUUGGUCGUCGUCGGCGGAGGUGGUGUCGGUAAAUCUUGCUUGACCAUUCAAUUGAUUCAAAGCCAUUUCGUCGACGAAUAUGACCCGACGAUCGAGGAUUCCUACCGCAAGCAGUGCGUCAUCGACGAAGAGGUUGCCCUGCUCGAUGUCCUCGACACGGCCGGCCAGGAGGAGUACUCGGCCAUGCGAGAGCAGUACAUGAGAACGGGAGAGGGCUUCCUGCUGGUCUACUCCAUCACUUCGCGCCAGAGCUUCGAGGAGAUCACCACAUUUCAGCAACAGAUCCUUAGAGUAAAGGACAAGGACUACUUCCCCAUGGUCGUUGUCGGCAACAAAUGCGAUCUGGAAGGCGAGAGAGAAGUCACACGACAAGAGGGAGAGGCUCUUGCCAAGUCAUUUGGCUGCAAGUUCAUCGAGACCUCGGCCAAGUCUCGCAUCAACGUCGACAAGGCUUUCUAUGAUAUUGUCCGGGAGAUUCGUCGAUACAACCGCGAGAUGCAGGGCUACUCUACCGGCAGUGGUGGCGCCUCUGGCAUCAACGGCCCCCCGAAGCCCAUGGACAUCGAGAACGGCGAGCAAGAGGCAGGCUGCUGCUCCAAGUGCGUAAUAAUGUGA
Messenger RNA from Colletotrichum spaethianum, 645 nucleotides. RefSeq names its product Ras-related GTP-binding protein A. Gene Ontology annotation, biological process: signal transduction. Lineage: Eukaryota; Fungi; Ascomycota; Sordariomycetes; Glomerellales; Glomerellaceae. The record is from RefSeq and is a predicted model, not a curated record. Gene Ontology annotation, cellular component: plasma membrane. The coding region runs from base 1 to 645 and encodes 214 amino acids. The transcript is spliced from 4 exons. Gene Ontology annotation, molecular function: GDP binding; GTPase activity; GTP binding.